Messenger RNA from Phacochoerus africanus (Common warthog), 2816 nucleotides. It is a transcript of the gene SCLT1, whose product is annotated as sodium channel and clathrin linker 1. Gene Ontology annotation, biological process: clustering of voltage-gated sodium channels; cilium assembly. The transcript has 21 exons. Bases 532 to 2589 code for a protein of 685 amino acids. The record is from RefSeq and is a predicted model, not a curated record. Lineage: Eukaryota; Metazoa; Chordata; Mammalia; Artiodactyla; Suidae. Gene Ontology annotation, cellular component: centriole.
UAAAGACGCAGGCGGCGUCACCGUCUCUAAGGAGCGGUCUGGGGCACCGGUUUCAAAGUCGCUGGGCGGGCCCAGUCGAUUUCCGAUGCUGGUCCCGGGCUUCCCGGCCGCUUUGGAGUAGCUCCUGGCUCCACCAAGGACGCCGCCACACGGCUGCCCGCUGGUUCCCUCGGCGCUCUCCUGAGUGGCCCGACACGACCUGGAGUGACCCGCCGGACGCCUGUAUUCACACGCGUCCCUGUUCCCCCCUGGCUGGGAUUCGGGUGAACGUGGAAGGGAACUAAUUUAGCAGGUCUCCAGCAAACCUGAAAUCUUUGGUGCCUCAUUUGAGCGAGGGACUCGCCUGAGAGUCGGAAGAAGGAAGGCGCGGCGGGGCUGUUGAUGCCGCGUGAGUAGGAUUCUGAUUACAGCACUCGAGUGCUAGACAACCUCGGAGGCAUUGCUUUGGUUUUGUUUUCCCCGCACAGCCUGCUUUGUGUCUUUUUGAGAAAAGUAAAAGUGGUGAAAGCUCCAAGCUAAAAUUGUAUCUACAUGGCCACUGAAAUCAAGUUUCUGAGAGAUCAAAAUCAUGAAGUUCUUAGGCAAAAUCAAAUGGAAAAUGAUUCCAAAUGUUCAUCUAUACAGAAAGAUGUCCUCAAAGGAAAUGGAGAUAACACAUUAGAAAACUCAGUCGUUGACAAAAGCUUUUUAGUUCCUCUUAUUACUGAGUAUGAUAAGCAUCUGGAAGAAAUAAAUGGUCAGCUCCAAUAUUAUCAGAAACAGAUGGGCGAGAUGAAACUACAACUUGAAAAUGUCAUCAAGGAAAAUGAAAGGUUGCACAGUGAAUUAAAAGAUGCUGUUGAAAAGCAGUUGGAGGCCCUUCCCUUUGCCACAGAGGUGGGAAAUGAGAUAUAUACAGAUGAUGAAACAGUCAGAAAUCUUCAAGAACAACUACAACUGGCCAAUCAAGAAAAAACUCAGGCUGUGGAACUCUGGCAGACUGUUUCUCAGGAGUUGGAUAGACUACAGAAACUUUACCAGGAACAUAUGACUGAGGCUCAAAUUCAUGUAGUUGAAAGUCAGAAACAAAAGGAUCAGCUGACCAAUUUUCAACACCUGACCAAGCAACUUCAUGUUACUAAUGAGAACAUGGAAAUGACUAAUCAACAUUUUCUGAGAGCUGUAACUGAACAAAAUGUGGAGAUUGAGCAACUCCGAAAACAACUUAGGAAAGCGAAAUUAGAUCUGAGAAUGGCAGUAGCAAAAGUGGAAGAGUUAUCUAAAAUGACCGAAGAUCUUCAAGGACAGAUGCAAAAGAAGGAGGAGGAUAUGGAAUCUGCUCAAGGAAGAGAAGAAGCAUCAGAUAGACGCUUACAGCAGUUACAAUCUAGUAUAAAACAAUUAGAAAUGAGAUUACAUUUGUCCACCCAAGAAGCCACCCAAUUAAGAGAAGAAAAAGCACAUUUGGAGAAACAGAGCAGAGAGUUACAAGUGAAGUGCAAUGAAUUACAAAAUGAGAAAUACGAAGCUAUUAUAAGAGCCAGAGAUAGCAUACAACUCUUAGAAGAAGCUAAUCUUCAAAGAAAUCAGGCUCUACUUGAGGAGAAGCAGAAAGAAGAAGAUAUAGAGAAAAUGAAAGAAUCGUUUUCUCGGAUUGUGCAAGAGUCUGCCAUAAGAACCAGGAAGGAAGUUGAAAACACAAGAAAACAAUAUAAUGUACAGAUUUCUCGACUAGCAGGAGAACUUUCAGCCCUUCAAACGGAGUGUGCUGAAAAACAAGGCCAAAUUGAACGAGCCAUUAGAGAGAAAAGAGCAGUGGAAGAAGAGCUAGAAAAGAUUUACCAUGAAGGCAGAAUAAAUGAAAGUGAUUACAGAAAACUGGAAGAAAUGCACCAAAGGUGCCUGGUUGCAGACCGUUCAAAAGAUGAUCUUCAGCUAAGACUUAGAAGAGCAGAAAAUAAACUCAAACAACUUGAAAUAAAUUCCUCGGAAGAGCUAUCACGGUGCCAAGAAAUGAUUCAGAAACUUCAAAAGGUGUUGGAGUCAGAGAGAGAGAACUGUGGAUUUGUCAGUGAAGAAAGGCUGAGACUUCAGCAGGAAAAUGAACAAUUACAGAAACAGGCUGAAGAGUUAAGAAAGAUUGCUCUUGAGGCUCAAAAACAAGCCAAAUUAAAGAUCAGUACAAUGGAACAUGAAUUUUCAAUAAAGGAACAUGGGUUUGAAGUUCAGUUGAGAGAGAUGGAAGACAGUAACCGAAAUUCUACUGUUGAACUGAGGCAUCUCUUAGUGACUCAACAGAAGGCAGCCAAUAGGUGGAAAGAAGAAACAAAGAAACUCACUGAAAGUGCAGAAAUUAGAAUCAGUAAUCUAAAGAGUGAGCUGAGUCGACAGAAACUUCAUACCCAAGAGCUGCUUUCUCAGCUGGAAAUGGCAAAUGAAAAGGUAGUUGAGAAUGAAAAGUUAAUUCUAGAGCAUCAGGAAAAAUCCGACAGACUUCAGAGGCGACUAAGUGAAGCAGAGCAGAGAGCUGCUUCAGCCUCCCAGCAGCUCAGUGUGAUAACAGUGCAGAGAAGAAAAGCAGCCUCCAUGAUGAAUCUGGAAAAAAUUUAAAAGUAUUCAUAACUCACAGAACUUUAGAGUUGGGAAAGCUGUUGAACUAGAAGUGUAUUAAAAUGGUAAAACCUGCAUAGAAUGGUUAAGGCUUGUGUCAUUUUGCAUAAGCAUUUUCCAUUCUGUCUUGAGGGUUAUUGGAAAACAGAACAGUGACAGCUUCCUGUAAGGAAAUAUAAUCCUAUAUUGAGCUUCAGUGGAGAAUAAAGCCAGCUGGGAAGAACUCA